AAUGGGUAAAAUAAAUAGUGUGAUGUGAUGUACUACAGUGCACUCUGUAAUGUGUUGUUAUACCACACUAUAGUCUAUGGUGGACAGCCAGGAUGACUUUGAGGAGAGGAGGAUGACCAGCCGAGCUCAGAAACUACUAAACGCUCUCAAAAUUCAGAGCAGCAGAAGCAACGCCAUGUUCAGCCUGCAGAUGCUGUGUGAGAGGAACAGUCGCUCCCAGGCCUCGGCUACCUUCUUUUGCCUCCUGGUGCUAAAGAAACAGCAGGCCCUGGACCUGCACCAGAGCGAGCCUUACGCUGACAUUAUAGCCACACCUGGACUCAGGUUCUAAGAGGUGAAGACACCUGCUAAUUGUGCCUCGUUCAUAGACUCACUGCUAUCUGUCAAUAACUGCACAAAACUCCAGCGGUCUAGACACCCUCGUCUCAUAGCAUGGACACUAAUUAAGAACUGAUUACACCAAUAAAUAUUAUUUGGAUAAUAUUUAUUAAACUUGGUUGUGAUAUCCAGCACUAAUGAGAUAGUUAUGUCACCUCUAUGAAUCUCCCAGGACCCAGACCCAAGUCACUCCCUUUGUGAGAAAGCAGGGCCUGCUACAAGACAUAAUUUGGACAGGGUUAACAUCUGAUUUGUCUCAUUGGGUCAGAGCAAAGGUUUUGGAAUGUUCUGUUGUUGUUUUGUUCAGGAGCUUUAGGUUUACUUUACUUGUUUGAAUAAGAUGGUUUUGUUAUUGUUCAUUAUGCCGACAGACUAGGAUUUGUUGGAUUUACCAAUUUCAGUAAUUUUAAUAAGGGUAGUUUUAGUACAGUGUUUUUAAUUAAGGAAUUGUUUUUAUUCUUAACGAUCUGUAAGUAUAACAGUGAAUUUUAUUCAAUUAAAUGUAUGAGCAGCCUUCUUCAAUGUUUGUAAAGUAUGUAUUUCAAGUCUCAAUUAAAAGAAGUACAAGUUCACCAUAGAAGGAUGUUGAGCUAAUACGUUGAAGAGUAA
Messenger RNA from Oncorhynchus kisutch (coho salmon), 987 nucleotides. RefSeq names its product double-strand-break repair protein rad21 homolog A. NCBI's taxonomy places the organism in Eukaryota, Metazoa, Chordata, Actinopteri, Salmoniformes, Salmonidae. The transcript has 2 exons. The record is from RefSeq and is a predicted model, not a curated record. Bases 77 to 331 code for a protein of 84 amino acids.